Nothobranchius furzeri (turquoise killifish) is the source of this 4155-nucleotide messenger RNA. It is a transcript of the gene itgb5, whose product is annotated as integrin, beta 5. The record is from RefSeq and is a predicted model, not a curated record. Gene Ontology annotation, biological process: cell-matrix adhesion; cell adhesion mediated by integrin; cell migration. NCBI's taxonomy places the organism in Eukaryota, Metazoa, Chordata, Actinopteri, Cyprinodontiformes, Nothobranchiidae. Gene Ontology annotation, molecular function: integrin binding. Gene Ontology annotation, cellular component: focal adhesion; integrin complex; cell surface.
AACGCAGCUGUUUUAGAAGGGGUGGAUAGAUCAACCGGACAAAGCCGCGGAGGAAAAUUACCGCUGCCCUGCAGGGUUCGGUUAGUGUUUUUCUGGUUGUCCUUCCGCUCUAGGUUAAUCUCACUGUACUCUGGGAUUAUCUGGGAGCGGGAAACCACGCCAUGGUUGUGUGGGAAUAAGUUUGGAAGCUGCGGUCAGUUAUGUGAGAAGAAAUCUGGACGUAGAAGUGUGCAGGCGUCCAAGCGGAAAGUUAAUAGAAGCGGGAGCUGUCGGUACGAUGGGAGCGUAAACACGUCGGUGUGCUGAGAACGGAGCCGUGAUUCACCAUGUGGAGAGCCGCUGUGUGCUGCCUGCUGCUGCUGGAGAACUUCCUCCGAUCCGCCCAGGGUCUGAACUUGUGCACGAGCGGCAGGGCUACUUCCUGUGAGGACUGCCUGAUGAUCCACCCCAGCUGCGCCUGGUGUGCACAAGAGGACUUUGGGAGGAGUACCUCUCUGACAUCGCGGUGUGACCUCAGCCUGAACUUGCAGAAGAGGGGCUGUGAGGCGCGUUUCAUCGAGUUCCCAACGAGCAGCGCCUCCAUCCUACAGAACACACCUUUGAGUUCUAAAGGAUCUGGAUCGGCCCAGUAUGAUGUUGUCCAGAUUAUGCCCCAGAAGAUCUCCUUAAACCUGCGGCCAGGAGACCAGACGUGGUUUAGUUUGCAGGUGCGGCAGGUGGAGGACUACCCGGUGGACCUCUACUAUCUGAUGGACCUCUCUCUUUCCAUGAAAGAUGACCUGGUCACCAUCCUUAACCUGGGCACCAAGCUGGCACACGAGAUGGGGAAGCUCACCAGUAACUUCAGGCUGGGCUUCGGCUCGUUUGUGGAUAAAAACAUGUCGCCUUUUUCCUACACAGCACCCAAGUAUCAGGAGAAUCCCUGCAACGAGUACAAGCUGUUCCAGCGCUGUGUCCCCAGCUUCGGUUUCCGCCACAUCCUCCCUCUGACGGACAAGGUGGACCGUUUCAACGAGGAGGUGCAGAAGCAGGUGGUGUCUCGGAACCGGGACGCACCAGAGGGUGGAUUCGACGCCAUCCUGCAGGCGGCGGUUUGCCAGGAGAAGAUCGGCUGGAGGAAAGGAGCCUACCACCUGCUGGUUUUCACCACAGACGAUGUCCCACACCUGGCUCUGGACGGUCGGCUAGGCGGCCUCGUUCAGCCGCACGACGGACAGUGUCACCUGGAUGAGCGGAACGAGUACAGCGCCUCCACAAAGAUGGACUACCCGUCUCUGGCUCUGCUCGGCGAGAAACUGGCAGAAAAUAACAUCUUCCUCAUCUUUGCUGUGACCAAAAGAUUCUACGUUAUUUACAAGAAUUUCACUGCUCUCAUACCCGGAACCACUGUGGAGAUCCUGGACCAAGACUCCAAGAACGUCAUUCAGCUGAUCGUCAAUGCCUACAGUAACAUCCGUUCUAAAGUGGAGCUGACGGUGUCGGACCACCCAGAGGACAUCAACCUGUCCUUCACCGCCACCUGCCAGGACGGCACACCGCUGCCAGGCCUCAGGAGAUGUGCAGACUUGAAAAUAGGAGACACAGUUUCAUUCAACGUGAGCGUGGAGGCGAGGAGUUGCCCCUCUCACGGUGCCGACCAGACCUUCACCAUCAAGCCGGUGGGGUUUAAGGACCGCCUGGAGGUGGCUGUGCAUCAUAAGUGUGACUGCAGCUGCAGCUCAACCGCACAGAUCAACAGCAGCACCUGCAGCUCCAUCGGGACGCACACCUGUGGCAUCUGUCACUGUGAGCCAGGUCACCUGGGUGCCCGCUGCGAGUGCCAGGAGGGCGAUUCCAGCAGCGUGCAACUGGGCGACUGUCGGGAAGCCGAGGGCAAGCAGCUCUGCAGCGGACGAGGCGAGUGCAGCUGCAACCAGUGUGUGUGCUACGAGUCAGAGUUUGGGAAGAUCUACGGCAGCUUCUGCGAGUGUGAUGAUUUCUCCUGCACACGACACAAAGGCGUCCUCUGCUCUGGACACGGGGAAUGUGACUGUGGGGAGUGUAAAUGCCACGCCGGCUUCAUCGGAGACAACUGUAACUGCUCCACCGAGACUUCGUCCUGCAUCUCCGAUGACGGGAACAUGUGUAGCGGCCGGGGAAACUGUGUGUGUGGACACUGUCAGUGCACUGAGCCGGGGGCUUUUGGCGACACCUGUGAAAAAUGCCCCACCUGUCCCGACGCCUGCGGGACUAAGAGGGAGUGCAUCGAAUGUCGACUGUUUAACUCUGGGAGACUCGCAGACAACCAGACUUGUCAGCGCCUGUGCAAGGACAAAAUCGUCACAGUGGAGAACCUUGAAACGAAAGAGCCCGAUGCUGUGCUUUGUUUGUAUAAGACAGACAACGACUGCGUCAUGAAGUUCACCUACUCCGAGCACGCCAGCGGCCUGUCCUUACUCACUGCUCUUGCAGAACCGGAGUGUGGCGGGGCUCCAGACGCCUUCAUGGUUUUGCUCGUAGUGGUUGGCAGCAUCUUGCUGAUCGGAAUAGUCCUGCUGGCCAUCUGGAAACUGGUCAUCACCAUACACGACCACCAAGAGUUUGCUCGCUUCCAAAGUGCACGCUCACGUGCUCGAUAUGAAAUGGCCUCCAACCCACUGUACAAGCAGCCAGUCAGCACACACUUUUUGGAGUCAGACUUCAGCAUGUUUGGGAAGUCCUACAACGGUGGGGUCCACUGAUCCCCCAACACAAGGCACGGCAGGACCGGUCCGACUCACAGAUCCCCGAUGGAGCUCGCUCCUCCCCUCUCCUCUCCUCUCUGCUGAGUCCACAGGAGUUGUCCUCUUGCAGCUACUGAGGAGAUCCCAACUGAGGUGUGACUUCUUCACCACCGUGCUGCAGAGGAUCAUGAGCUGAACCCACGAAGAAGACUGAGACAAAUUCAAUCUGCAGUCAAACAAAAGCCAAGCAGCAGAUCAUCGGAUCACUUUUGUAUAUUUUUCUAAACACAUUUAUAGUUUGAACUCGUUCAGCAGAACUCUGAUUAGCUUCAAAUAACACAAUUCUGGAGGAACGUCCAAUCGUUCGGUACUAAUAUUGACUAAGAAACGGGCUUUUUGCACAAUGAAUUUUAAUAGUGUGUGUGUGUGUGUGUGUGUGUGUGUGUGUGUGUGUGUGUGUGUGUGUGUGUGUGUGUGUGUGUGUGUGUGUGUGUGUGUGUGUGUGUGUGUGUGUGUGUGUGUGUGUGUGUGUGUGUGUGUUUGCACAUCAUUCUAUUCAUUUGAAUGGUACCAACGUGGCCCUAAACCAGUGACGUUGACGUCAUCUCUCUGGUUUAUUUUUCCUGACACCAGCGCCUGAAUUCUUAAUCCUGCUUUGGGCCAAAACUCGCCCUCCACCCCUGGAUGAAGUCGCUAAGCUGCAGAGGACUCUUCUGUAUUCAGAUUUUUGAACAUAAGAGCUCCUCUUGACUUUCACCAGAGCCUCGGUCAGACACCAUCUGAUGUGGCACUUACUCUGCCCUGUUGUGUGUAGAUUUAACCUGCUGUCAUCGGCUAAAGGUCAGAGGUCACGCUGACCUACAGGCCAUUCCUUUAAACCAUUUGAAGAUUAAAGUUUUACACCUCACUUAUUCACUUCAUCUCCACAGUUUUCCAAAGCCAACAUUGUUGAAGCGCUGUCAUGAGUACCUACUGCUUCCUCAAACUUCAUCCUGAAAAUCAUGUUUACUGGAAUUCAAAUCAGAUGUUUGAUAUGUCGAUAAGAAUUAAAGCGGUUUUUGAUGAUUUAUAUUUUUGUGAAUGAAUGCCAAUACACUUUUUUUCUCUUGAUUUCAUAGACUAUCUUUAGUUGCACAUCUAUUAUUUAGUUUUCUGGAAUUAAAGUAUCACUGGUAUUAAUGCCCAAAUGGCUCCUCCCAACCAGAGCUGGUCUGUUCCCAGUGUGUUGGCCCUCACCGCUGUGGGAGUGGAUGCAUGUAUGGUGUGUGUGUGUGUGUGCGCGUGUGCACAUCUCUGAAAUCGGAGUGUUUUCUUUGAGUCUUUGCACAUUUGACUAAAACUACUGCAGCAGAAACAUUUAUGUGAGUCCGGUCCAUACUCGAGUCCACCAGAGGACUCCCACCCCUCCAUGUCGGCAUAACUCUGCACAAACAAUAAAUGGCUUCAAUCGGUA